UGUGCCGUCCGCCAUGGAGACCCUGUCCCAAGACUCUCUGCUGGAGUGCCAGAUUUGCUUCAACUACUACAGUCCCCGCCGGCGGCCCAAGCUCCUGGACUGCAAGCACACUUGCUGCUCGGUGUGCCUGCAGCAGAUGAGGACCAGCCAGAAGGACCUACGUUGCCCCUGGUGCCGUGGGAUCACCAAGCUGCCGCCGGGGUACUCUGUGUCGCAGCUGCCCGAUGACCCCGAGGUGAUCGCUGUCAUUGCGAUCCCCCACACCUCGGAGCACACCCCCGUCUUCAUCAAACUCCCCAGCAACGGGUGCUACAUGCUGCCCUUGCCCCUCUCCAAGGAGAGGGCGCUACUGCCGGGAGACAUUGGCUGCCGCCUCCUGCCCGGUGGCCAGCAGAAGUCCCUGGCGGUGGUGACGAUCCCGGCGGAGCAGCAGCCGCUGCAGGGCGGCCUCCCUGCUGAAGGGGUAGCGGAGGAGCCAGACCGGAGAGGUGUUGUGAAAAGCUCCACCUGGUCGGGGGUUUGCACUGUGAUCCUGGUGGCCUGUGUCCUGGUCUUUCUCCUGGGCAUCGUCCUCCACAACAUGUCAUGCAUUUCCAAGCGCUUCACGGUGAUCUCCUGCGGCUGAGGCGGGGAGGGAGGUGUGCUCCUCGGGGGUUGGGUCUGUGGUGGUGGUGGUGGUAUCGAGCGAGACAAUUCACCGCAGCUUUGCCCAAUGACUGCAGAACGCUAUGCACUGGGGCAGCGGUGCGCUGGCCCGGCUGUGGCCCCCAGCGGUGCAGCCUCAGGACUCUUGGCAGCGUGUGGAGAAAAUCAUGUCCCAUGUCUGGCGGCAACAGCACUAAGGACUGCAUGCGUCACCAUAAUCAUUUAUCAAAGGGACUGCAACUUACAGUGAUUUUUUUUUUUAUCGUGUUAUGAGAUUAAAGACAUCUAUGUAGCUGAUUAUACUGUAAAGUAUACGGUAUAAGCUCUUCUCUAAACACAAUAGAUUAAAAUCAAAACUGCUCCAUGUAGAAUUAAAGGAGAAGUGGCGUGCAACUCUGUACAAGGUGUUCAAUA
Molecule: messenger RNA, 1059 nt
Organism: Aptenodytes forsteri (emperor penguin)
Lineage: Eukaryota; Metazoa; Chordata; Aves; Sphenisciformes; Spheniscidae
Gene: RNF152
Product: ring finger protein 152
Exons: 1
Coding region: 14-625 (203 amino acids)
Biological process (GO): positive regulation of autophagy; negative regulation of TORC1 signaling; protein polyubiquitination
Cellular component (GO): lysosome; lysosomal membrane
Molecular function (GO): ubiquitin protein ligase activity
Source: RefSeq, a predicted model, not a curated record